GUACACGCACACACACACAGAAAUAUGGAGCAGAAGAAGAUCCUGUGUGUAGGUUUGGUGUGUUUGGACAUCAUUAACGUGGUGGAUACAUUUCCGGAAGAGGACACGGACACCAGAUGUGUGUCCCAGAGGUGGCAGCGAGGUGGGAACGCCUCAAACUCCUGCACGAUUCUGUCUCUGCUCAGUGCUCCCUGUGCCUUCAUGGGUUCUCUGGCUCCUGGACAUGUUGUUAGCUUCAUCGUGGGUGAUUUUAGCCGCCGCGGUGUGGAUAUUUCUGGUGUAGUGUGGCAACAGUGUGGCGAGACACCGUGUGCAUGUUGUAUUGUUUGUCAAAAGUCAGGUUCUCGCACCGUGGUUCUCUAUGAUACAAACCUGCUUGAUGUUUCUGCAGAUGAUUUCUCAAAGGUGGAUCUCAGUCAGUUUAAGUGGAUUCACUUUGAGGGUCGUAACGCUGAUGAACAGGUGAAGAUGAUCGAGCAGGUGAAAAGCUACAACGCCACGCAUGAGGAGAAGAACAGGAUCACUAUCUCUGUGGAGAUUGAGAAAACCCGUCCCUCAUUCUAUCAGCUUUUCUCCCAUGGAGACGUUGUACAGUCCAACUUUACUACUAUCAAACUUUUCUCCAGUCUGACUUUACUACCGUCCAACUUUACUCCAGUCUGACUUUAUUCCAGUGUGACUUUAUUCCAGUCUGACUUUACUACCGUCCGACUUUACUACUGUCCAACUUUACUUCAGUCCGACUUUAUUCCAAUCUGACUUUACUCUGGUCUGACUUUACUACCGUCCAACUUUACUCCAGUCUGACUUUAUUACCCUCAAACUUUAUUCCAGUCUGACUUUAUUCCAGUAUAACUUUACAACCGUCCAACUUUACUCCAGUCUGACGUUACUACCAUCCAUCUUUACUCCAGUCUGACUUUACUACCGUCCAACUUUACUCCAGUUUGACUUUAUUCCAGUCUGACAUUACAACCAUCCAACUUUACUCCAGUCUGACUUUACUACCAUCCAUCUUUACUCCAGUCUGACUUUAUUCCAGUCUGACUUUACUACCAUCCAACUUUACUCCUGUCUGACUUUAGUACCGUCCAACUUUACCCCAGUCUGACUUCACUCCAGUCUGACUUUAUUACCAUCCAACUUUACUCCAGUAUGAUUUACCAACCGUCCAACUUUACUACUGUCCGACUUUACUCCAGUCUGACUUUACUACCAUCCAACUUUACUCCGGUCUGACUUUACUCCGGUCUGACUUUGCUACCAUCCAGCUUUACUCCGGUCUGACUUUACUCCGGUCUGACUUUACUCCGGUCUGACUUUACUCCGGUCUGACUUGCCUACCAUCCAACAUUACUCCAGUCUGACUUUACUCCAGCCUGACUUUACUAAUACCCAACUUUACUCCAGUCUGACUUUACUACCGUCCAACUUUAUUCCAGUCUGACUUCACUCCAGUCUGACUCUACUACCAUCCAACUUUACUCCAGUCUGACUUUACUACCAUCCAACUUUACUCCAGUCUGACUUUACUCUGGUCUGACUUUAUUCCAGUGUGACUUUACUACCGUCCAACUUUAUUCCAGUCUGACUUUAUUCCAGUAUAAAUUUACUACCAUCCAACUUUACUCCAGUCUGACUUUACUCCAGUCCGACUUUAUUCCAAUCUGCCUUUAUUCCAGUCUGACUUUAGUACCGUCCAACUUUACCCCAGUCUGACUUUGCUACCAUCCGACUUUACUCCAGUGUAACUUUAUUCCAGUCUGACUUUACUACCAUUAACUUUACUCCAGCCUGACUUUACUAAUAUCCAACUUUACUCCAGUCUGACUUUACUACCGUCCAACUUUACUCCUGUCUGACUUCACUCCAGUCUGACUUUACUACCAUCCAACUUUACUCCAGUAUGACUUUACAACCGUCCAACUUUACUCCAGUCUGACUUUACUCUGGUCUGACUUUAUUCCAGUGUGAUUUUACAACCAUCCAACUUUAUUCCAGUAUGACUUUACUACUGUCCGACUUUACUCCAGUCUGACUUUAUUCCAGUCUGACUUUACUACCAUCCAACUUUACUCCAGUCUGACUUUAUUCCAGUGUGACUUUACUACCGUCCAACUUUACUUCAGUCCGACUUUAUUCCAAUCUGCCUUUACUCUGGUCUCACUUUACUACCAUCCAACUUUACUCCAGCCUGACUUUAUUCCGGUCUGACUUUACAUCCGGUCUGACUUUACUCCGGUCUGACUUUACUCCGGUCUGACUUUACUCCGGUCUGACUUUACUACCAUCCGACUUUACUCCAGUGUGACUUUAUUCCAGUCUGACUUUACUACUAUCCAACUUUGCUCCAGUCUGACUUUACUACCAUCCAACUUUUCUCCAGUCUGACUUUACUACCAUUAACUUUACUCCAAUCUGACUUUACUCCAUUAACUUUACUCCAGUCUGACUUUACUACCAUCCAACUUUACUCCAGUCUGACUUACUACCAUCCAACUUUACUCCAGUAUGACUUUACAAAUGUCCAACUUUAUUCCAGUCUGACUUUAUUCCAGUCUAACUUUACUACCGUCCAACUUUACUCCGGUCUGACUUUACUCCGGUCUGACUUUACUCCGGUCUGACUUUACUCCGGUCUGACUUUACUCCGGUCUGACUUUACUCUGG
Messenger RNA from Neoarius graeffei (lesser salmon catfish), 2670 nucleotides. RefSeq names its product ketohexokinase-like. Bases 25 to 663 code for a protein of 212 amino acids. The transcript has 5 exons. NCBI's taxonomy places the organism in Eukaryota, Metazoa, Chordata, Actinopteri, Siluriformes, Ariidae. The record is from RefSeq and is a predicted model, not a curated record.